AUGGCACGUGGAACUAUACGUAUCGUAUCCUUGCUUGUAGCUCUGCUACUGGUUAUUUGCUGGUCUGGAGAUAAUGUUGAAGCCAAAAAGAGUCGCAAGAAGAAGGAAGUGUUGCUUAAAGGCAAUGAAAAGCUGGCGCAACUCCAAGAUCACGUGAAAAAUGGAGUCAUUUCGUUUACGAACGAGAUUUAUGGACGUUAUGCCUUGCGACCAGAUCGUCCGUAUCAUUUGGUGCUUUUGUUUACGGUGUCUGGUGCCAAAUUCAAAUGUGAUAUCUGCAAGUUGGUCUUACCUGAAUUUGAACUACUUGGCUUAAGUUACGAAGCUGCGAAGCAAAUUAAAGUUGAUACGCGCGAUGGUCUUGAGAUUUUCUUUGGUGUUGUUGACUAUUCAGCAAACGAGGAUGUCUUUAAACGGUUUGACUAUACCUCUGCUCCUCAUAUCGUGUACGUGGCGCCCGACCGCUCUUUUGACGCGGGUGAAGUCAUGCCGAAGAAAUUUAAAGUGGAGACCCAGAACUUUUACAAUGUUCACUCUCAAAGUUCGAGUGCCGAUGCAUUGGCACUCUUUGUAAAACAACGUACGGGUUUUGAGAUCUAUGUGCAGAGGUCGAAGACUACGCUUUAUCUGUUCCUUGUUUUAGCGCUGGCUUUGGCUGCACUCAUAGCCAAGCUGGUGCUAGCUCAUCUUGACCUUGUGCUGGCCAAACUUCGUCGCAAACAGUUGUGGAUGACAGUCUCAUUGUUGUUCUAUGGACUCUCUGUGUCGGGUAUGGUGUAUUGUAUUAUUCGUAAACCGCCACCAUUCGCCUCCGAUCGUGCUGGGAACAUUCAAUACUUUCAUCCGCAAGGUCGCCAACAAUUUAUCUACGAAGGACUUAUUGUUGGAGGAUAUGACAUUGCUGCUGCUAUCUUUAUCAUUCUUCUUUCGCAGUGGACGCUUUAUUUGCGCAACCCAAUUGUGCGUUAUCUCUCCAUCGUCGGUUGUACUCUGGGCUUUGUGCUCAUGUAUCGUCAAAUGACGAGUGCGUACAAGUUUAAGAAUCGUUGGUACACGGGCUGGAUGGGUAUCUAG
This is a messenger RNA of Plasmopara halstedii, 1074 nucleotides long. RefSeq names its product magnesium transporter protein 1-like. Gene Ontology annotation, cellular component: oligosaccharyltransferase complex. The record is from RefSeq and is a predicted model, not a curated record. The coding region runs from base 1 to 1074 and encodes 357 amino acids. Lineage: Eukaryota; Oomycota; Peronosporomycetes; Peronosporales; Peronosporaceae. The transcript has a single exon.